Molecule: messenger RNA, 2307 nt
Organism: Coniophora puteana RWD-64-598 SS2
Lineage: Eukaryota; Fungi; Basidiomycota; Agaricomycetes; Boletales; Coniophoraceae
Exons: 6
Biological process (GO): nuclear-transcribed mRNA catabolic process, nonsense-mediated decay
Cellular component (GO): telomerase holoenzyme complex
Molecular function (GO): telomeric repeat DNA binding; telomerase RNA binding; protein binding
Source: RefSeq, a predicted model, not a curated record
ACUACUGAUAAUUCGUCAGCAUCCUCCACAGACUUUGACGUCCAUGGCAAACCCAAGGAUGACGCCGGCAGCAAUGCUUUUGCUGUCCAACUGAAGAAGUUGUACAGGAACAUAUCAGCCUUGGAGUCGAAGAUCCUGAACGAAGAUGCCGACGACCAUGCCGACGAAGGACGGGCGCUCCUUCAGAGCUGCAGUCGGGGUGUAUCAGAAGACGAAGCUGAGCAGACAAAGUGGGUUAGGAUCAUAUCAGAUCAUAAACAACUUGCGGAGCUCAUGCAUACUUUGAUGGAAAUCUCGCUAUCACCAAGCGUUCCGACCUUGCUGCGGGUCAUUCCCACCAAGUACAACAUCAUCAUCCGACUUUGGACCCACGGGUUUCACAAAGUGUUGGAGAACCUCCGCCGUGCUUCCUUCUCGUCACCCAUAGCUCUGGAACAUCUUCAGGACUUUAUCUAUUUUGCUUACACCUUCUACACCGGCCCCCUCGAGGAACCGGCCCUCCUUUCGUUCCGGGGAGGCUGUGCUAAAUCUAGUGGCAACCGCCCCGCUGCUCGCAUCGAUGACUCCCCGACACCCAGUGUGGGCAUUAUCGCUGCACGGAACAUGGUGGUCGAGCCUGAGAAGGAGCGGUGGAGAUGUAUCGCCCGCGAUUGGCUCGCUCAGGGCCUUGCUGAUACACCUGGCGCUGGCAAGCUUCAUCACCACCUUGGUUUGCUGAGUCGCGAGGUGGAGGCCGAAGAGCUACGUGCCGUCUAUCAUUUUGUAAAGAGUAUGACCACACUGCAUCCUUUUUCGACUUCCCGUGAGUCUAUCCUUCCAAUUUGGUCAUUAGCGGCACAAACACGUCGAUCGCAGCCAGAUGCUCGUGCCCCCGAGCUAUUCCUUGACGAUUUCCAACCAACACUCGCUCGUUUCCUUGAACGCUUGGAGAUUGAGGGCGCCGAAGAACGCGAAUGGACCAUGAUGGCCGUUAUCAACAUCAGUUCGCUUCUCGAGUAUGGCCGCCCAAGUGGCCUGCUUCGGAAGCUUGGGGCAUCCGGCACCCGAGACAUCGGGUCCAGCAACGUUCGUGUGGCCAAACGACCCGCACAGCAGGAUGGGAUGGAUGUCGACGAAGAUGGCGAUGAAGACAUGAAGCCCUCUCCUGCAAUGUCGGAACCCUCGGUUGGAGCAGAGGCACCGCUGCAACUCACGCUUGCUAUGCAGCUUGCAUUCGACAUGCUGUCGUUUGUCCUCAAGAACCCACUGCGCAAGAACUUGCAGUUCUCCCGGCCUUCCGUCAACUCCUAUAUCCCUGUUAUCCUCACCUUCCUUGCCACAGUCUUGAAACAGUCCGACAUCCUAUCUACCUUGGAGCGAUCUGUGCCUUGGGGAGAACUUGCGAAUCUCUUCUCUUCUCUCCCUCAAAAUGUGAUGAUCAACCAGGGUUUGCUCGCCCCAAGUCUUGGUCACGAACGAUGGGCCAUGCUUACGAGUGGAUGCGCGCCUCCACUUCCAGAGGAUUGGUGCCUACGCGGCAUGGAAUGGGUUGGCCGGAAGGUCUUCGAGCGGGGCUAUUGGAAGGGCGGCGAGGAGCAACGUGCAGAGGUGGAGAUUUUGGAUGUGGUGGAGGAUCAGGUAGUCGACGAUGGCGUGAUUGAAGACGACGAGGAAGACGGUGUCUCGCGGAAGUCCAAGGUCAGCGACAGUACUCGCCGCUGGACACGCAUUGCACAGUGCGCUGUCACCAUUUCGCAAGCCGUCGACGGCUUCAACUGGGCCGAGGGGACGAGGGCAUGGAAAGUCGAAGUUGCUCUCGAAUCCAAGGCUCAGCAGUGGUCAGUGGAGGACAAGCACGAGCGUGAAGAAGAACGUCGCCGUUCGCACAGAUGGGUUGACGAUUCGAUGGAUGUCGACGACGAGGCAGGUCUCGACGAGGAGUCGGAAGAGAGUGAUGGCGGCGAGGAUUCCGAGGCUGUUAGAGAGCUCAAGGCGCGCCGACAAUAUUUGCGCUCGAUGUUGGCCUCGUCUGGACGGACAGGUUCUGGCAUUCGCCACAACUGUGUUCGUAGAAACCACACCAUCAAGCCUCAGUACAGCCUCAAGAUUAUUCCAGGCUAUACCAUCCUCGUCCUCGACACCAACAUCCUUCUCUUGUCGCUCUCCAUUAUUUCAUCGAUUGUCCAAAGUCUCACUUGGACUAUCGUUCUUCCGGUGCCGGUGAUUAUGGAACUCGAUGGGCUCAAGUCCAACGAUUCUCAGCUUGGGCGAGCUGCUAAAGCCACGCUUGCCUUCGUCACAUCACACAUAUACUUGCACUCGACAUAA